This is a messenger RNA of Camellia sinensis, 434 nucleotides long. NCBI's taxonomy places the organism in Eukaryota, Viridiplantae, Streptophyta, Magnoliopsida, Ericales, Theaceae. The record is from RefSeq and is a predicted model, not a curated record.
AAACAUAUAAGGAAAAACAAAAAAGGAAAACUGAAGAGAUGAGAGAUGCAAUGAAAUCUUUGGAGAAUAGAACCUUGGAUUCAAAAAGAGAGAUGGACAUCCUUGCUGCCCUGGAUGAAGUGAAGUCCAUGAGCUCAAGACAAGCAACUAUCAGUGUAGAUGCAAUGCUGGAGAUCUUGCAGCGCUCAGCUGAGGAAAAGGAAAAGAAGUUGGAAGAAGAGGAUGAAGCACUCGUAAAAUCAUUAUUUGGAGCCCCAAGAGAGGUCGUUCGCAGGAUCGAUGAUGAUAUUCUUGAUGAUGAUGAAGAUUUAUCUCAGAUUUCAACUGACAACGCUGAAACAUCAAACAAUAAUUCAAAAAGGAGAAAGGUUUCUGAAGAACUUCCCACUAAUAGGCUUCUGAAGAACUUCCCGCUAAGCCAACAAAUUAUCUGA